AUGCCGAACGCACGACAAGAAGCCAGUCUUACACAAAUUCGUCGAUUACUCUCUCGUUGGGAUCAAGGUUCAACUAAAGCUCGUCGUCAAAUUUUACUUGACUUUAUUGAAUUACAUAAAUCAAUAACUGAACCUGAACUUGAAACUGAAUUUGCUCAAUCGGCUAGUUUAUUUUUUACUCGUAUUACUUCAUGGUUACGUAUAACUUAUCUUUUUGGUACAUGUUUAAAUGAACAAUUGAGAGCACUUCGUGUUUUUUUACAAUCAUCAACAGGAAAUAAAUUUCUUAGUGAAUUUCUUGAUGUUGGUGGUCUAUUUACACUUCUUGAAAUACUCAAUGUUAAUCAAAUUAAAGAUGAAGAUAAAAGACAAGCUUUAGAAUUAUUAAAAUUAAUUGCUGAUAAUGGUCGCGUAUAUAAAGAAUUAAUUUGUCAAUCAUAUGGUAUUCGAGCUAUUGCUGAAUGUAUGGCAAAAUCAACAACACAUGAAAAUACACAAAAAUCAGCACAAAUAUUACUUGAUUCAUUAGCACUUGGAAAUCCAUUAUAUAUUCAACAAGUAUAUAAAGGUCUUAUUGCUAUUUUACUUUCAACAUCAGCAAAAGCACAAGAAUUAGCUGUUUCUCUUCUUUGUAAACUUCAACCUCAAUUAGAAAGAGUUCAUGGAAGUUUACUUGAACCAGUUGUUAAUCUUCUUCAAUCCUUUCAUGCUGAAGUUCAAUAUCAAGCGAUGGAAUUUAUAAAAAUUCUUAUGUCAAAGGAUUGGAAUGAUGAAAAUACAGCAGCCAUAAUAGCUCAACUAUUAAUUAAUUGUUUGAAAGAUUCAUUAAAUCAAGAUAAAACUGACAUUGAUGAUGAUGAGGAAGAGGAGGAAGUUGAAGAAGAUGAUCAUGAAGAUAAUAAUAAACUAAUUGAUUCACUUAAAGGUGGUCCUAUGCCAAUAUUUAUUCAACAAGCAGCUAUAUGUAAAUGUAUUCGUUUACUUACUAACCAACGUGAUCGUUUUUUACGUUUAAAUAUUGUUCAUCUUUUAUUAUGUGUUAUGGGCAAUGAAUCUUAUCCUGAGAGUCAACGUCAAGCUUCAUUAACUCUUCAUUUUUUUGUGGAAAAAUAUUCAAGUGUUUAUGACGUAGUAUUCGAAGCUCUUGGUGAACAAUUAUUUGAUAUGUUCUAUCGUGAUCCUGAUGGAUUUUAUUCAGAGAUGAAUUCUAUUCAAGCUGAUGUAUGUCGAUCGAAUCGUGUGAAUAUGUCUUCUGAGUAA
Adineta steineri is the source of this 1260-nucleotide messenger RNA. The record is from the annotation of a GenBank genome assembly. NCBI's taxonomy places the organism in Eukaryota, Metazoa, Rotifera, Eurotatoria, Adinetida, Adinetidae.